Molecule: messenger RNA, 1862 nt
Organism: Macadamia integrifolia
Lineage: Eukaryota; Viridiplantae; Streptophyta; Magnoliopsida; Proteales; Proteaceae
Product: pentatricopeptide repeat-containing protein At2g17033
Exons: 2
Coding region: 175-1515 (446 amino acids)
Molecular function (GO): protein binding
Source: RefSeq, a predicted model, not a curated record
GGGAGGUUCGAACGAAUGACGUCCUGGUCAUUCCCAACCUUUGCGCAGGGUUGGACAGUUGCAACUCCAAAUCUUGAGGGGUAAAAUUCAUUCCAUCCUCUCUACUUUCCAUCUUAAAGUUCUGACCCGUAACCACGAUAUCAGAAGUAAGAAGGCAAUCGUUGUAGAACUUUAAUGGCAGGGAGAGUACAAGUGUCCCUGCCUUUCUCAUGGAAUCUCCACAACCAGCACAAGCAGCGGCCACCGUUGUCUGCCACCAUCUUUGCUCUGAGCAAGCAGGGCCACCGUUUCUUCUCCUCCCUUGCCGCCGCAGCUGGAGACGACUCCUCCACCCACCGUCUGAUCCGGAAGUUCGUCGCGUCAUCAUCAAAGCCCAUUGCUCUCGACGCCCUCUCCCAUCUCCUCUCCUCCGACAACAUCCACCCUAACCUCUCCUAUCUGGCUCUCCCCUUCUACGUGAGGAUCACCACAACUUCUUGGUUUUAUUGGAACCCUAAGCUGGUGUCAUCUCUAAUUGCUUUACUGGACCAGCAAGGACAGUUUGAAGAAGCAGAAACUCUACUCUCCGAAUCGUUUCAGAAGUUAGGGUUUCGAGACCUGGCUUUUUUUUACUUCGAUCUGAUUGAUUCCUACUCCAAGCGCGGAUCGAAGAAAGGGGUUAUGGGGGCUUACGGACAUCUGAAGCAACUCCUGUUCAAUUCCCCUAAUUUUUCUCUGAGACGACGAGCUUCAGAGACGAUGAUACGAGGGUUUUGUACCCUUGAUCUUCCCCAUGAAGCCGAGGAAUUUUUGGAGAUGACGGCUUCAGCUGGAUUCAAGCCCUCUCCCUAUGAAUUCAGGUGUAUCAUAAAUGGGUAUGGGAGAAAGGGAUCUUUGAUGGAGAUGCGAAGGGUUCUUGGACUGAUGGAGGAUGCAGGGUACGUUUUGGAUACAAUCUGCUCCAAUAUCGUUCUUUCGUCGUAUGGCACCCAUUCAGAGCUAUCAGAAAUGGUAUCUUGGCUUCACAAAAUGAAGGAUUCAGGCAUUCAAUUCUCGGUUCGCACUUACAAUUCCGUCCUAAAUUCAUGCCCCACAAUUAUGUCGUUUCUUCAAGAGCCUAAGCUUCUUCCCCUUUCCAUGGAAGACCUGAUUGAGAAGUUGCCGAGAGAAGAGGGUUUGCUGGUUGAAGAACUGAUUGGAUCGCCGGUGCUAGUGGAAACCUUGAAAUGGAGUUGUUCCGAGGGGACAUUGGAUUUGCACGGAAUGCAUUUGGGUUCUGCUUUGUUGAUCAUGUUACAGUGGAUGGAAGAGCUGAGAUCAGGAUUCCAUAGCGGAAGGUUGGUCGUUCCAGCGGCGAUUAUUGUUGUCUGUGGGGCGGGAAGGCAUAGUGGCGUUAGGGGAGAGUCGCUGGUGAAAGCACUGGUUAAAGAGAUGAUGGUUCGGUUGAAAAGCCCUUUGAGAAUUGAUCGGAAAAACGUUGGUUGCUUUGUCGCCAAAGGGAAAGCAGUGAAGGAAUGGCUAUGUUUGCAGAACUAGAUACUACUGGUGUUGAGCAAAGAUGAGACAUUCCAUGGAUUGGGUCAAGGAGACAGAGACACAGAGAAGAGAGAGGAAGACCAUAAGACCGAUUGAAGCCUUGAUGGAAGAAUCGAUCUUUUGGGAUAUGAUUUCCAGAGAUAAUAUGUACCAUUCAUGAGGUUGACUUAGCCAAUACCCAUUGACCAUGAGAGCUUCCCACUGUUUUCUAUUUCUGGACCUAUCAGAUUGCCACGACAGAUCAAAGUUGUAAACGACCCAGUUUGUAAGUUGUAACAGCUAGGACUUGAAACCUUUUAUUAUCUUCACUUGGAUUAGAAUAAAUGUAAGGGUAAUUUACAGCGCCA